GCUUGGAAGUCAAUGAGCUUGAUUUCGAUGAAACCCUGCAGGAGCUUGACAACGUGGACCUACAACAAGCAGGGACAGAUCCUGGAGUGUAUGGACAGAUUAAGAGUGAAAUACAAUGGGAUCUAAUGCGACAGCAAAAGCGUGCAAGUUGGAAAACUGUUGAGAGAAAGUAUUUCAAGCCAGAGCAAGAAACCAAUCUCAUGACGUGGGCAGCAAAAGACCAGUUACGUUACCUGCACAAAGAAUAUCCCAAAGAGUGGCCUGUGGAGAGACUUGCUGAAGCUUUCCCUAUAUCCAUUGAUGGUGUUAAGCGUCUGCUGAAAAGUGAAUGGGCACCAAGGAGCGAAGUCGAACUCAGAGCCCAUGACACCAAGGUGAGUAGGAGGUGGAAGGCGCUGCGCACUGGUAAAGGUCUAAAGCAGCUUGGCAUCUCUCAAAGGACUCUGCAGCUCAUAGACGAAGGGAAGAUUCAGAUAGGAAAUGGUGAAGCUAUCAAGACUCUCCCCAUCGGAAAGGUGGAUAUGAUGCUCUUUCAGCGCAUGGACACCAAAACAAUCCAGCCCGUGUCAGGCCCAUUCACCAAAAUGAUAAAGGAAUACAUUGAAGCAAAAAAAUCAGCACUGACGUCUGGGACUGGUAAAUAUUAUGAAAAUAAGGCUACAGUGCGAAUGUUGUCGAAGAGUAAUCCAGCAAAGGUCUCAGCAGAAACACGACGUCAGGACCCUCAAGAACAAUCCUACUCUCGUGUGGCCUUCAACAAGACAGAAGUCAAGUUAGCUGAGGUGAAAGAGGAGCUUGAAGAUCAGGCUAAUACUAUCACAACGGGAGAUGAGGACCUUGACAGCUUAUACCAAGAAUGGGUUCGUGGACAGAAGCGGCUGAAACAAGCAGUGAGACAAAUCCCACAUAAAGAAAAGUCACUGCAGGAGGAAAAUGCAAAAGCAGCCAGAGUGACCACUAGAGGAAAAUACAAGGAGCAUUUCCCAAUGCAGUACGAUGAUCACCAGCAGGAGUCUUUUGUAUAUAGCAGCAAUAGUGGUUAUGUGAACCCUCUAGGUAAAAAGCCGAGCUACCCUGAUAAAAUAGAAGUCCCACGACAAAGUCAGAAAACUGCUGGAUCAGAGGAUGGAAUAACUUAUAGACGGGGUAAUGUGUUUUACGAUGAAAAUGGAGAUUUCCUAUAUAAAGUACCAGGUUCAUGAUAGGAAUUACGGAUAAAUGAUCAGGAAUAAAUGUAUUGGUAAUGUUUACAUAUUUAUCAUGUAGGCCUAUAUGUACAUAUACAGUAAAAGUAUAGAGAGUAUAGAGCUACAUUGUAAUAUUACUGAAUAAACAAACACUGUAAAAUAUACUGAUAUCU
This is a messenger RNA of Priapulus caudatus, 1360 nucleotides long. RefSeq lists its product as uncharacterized. NCBI's taxonomy places the organism in Eukaryota, Metazoa, Priapulida, Priapulimorpha, Priapulimorphida, Priapulidae. Gene Ontology annotation, cellular component: nucleus. The record is from RefSeq and is a predicted model, not a curated record.